UCGUCUGGCUGUUUGCUGCAGGCGAGGGCAGAAAGAGACGCUUCUGGGCGCCUCCCCUUCCCUAAAUCAACACAAAAACUACAAAAAAAUAAACAAUAUUCAUCAAAUAACUGCGCAGAAACCAUCGGACGGGGGUUUAACUUUACCCCCACUUCCUUACCGGAGAGAAGAAACGAUUGACGGCGCCAUUCGAGCUCUUUAAAGUGAACUUUAAGCUUAGUUUCACAGCUCUAAUUCCUUCUCUUCUUUAUCUUCUCCCGCUUCGCUCCGAACGUUCUCCCUGAACCCACUCCUCCUUUAUUUCCUUCUCUUUUCCUAAACCCUUUCUCCGGGACCAUGUGUGAUAAUGGGGACGUGGAUGACAAGCCGCCCGCUCCGCCCGUAAGGAUGAGCAGCACUAUCUUUAGCGGUGGGGGGAAGGACCACGCGCUCUCCGCCAAUCACAGCUCCAAGCCCCUUCCCUCGGUGCCGGAGGAGAAGAAACCUCGCAAUAAGAUCAUCUCCAUCUUCUCAGGGGCCGAGAAGGGUGGUCGACGGAAAGACCGAGAUAAAGAAAGACCAGAGAUCUCACCACCCUCAGACUUUGAACACACAAUCCAUGUGGGAUUCGACGCUGUUACCGGGGAGUUUACGGGAAUGCCAGAGCAGUGGGCGAGGUUACUGCAGACCUCCAACAUCACCAAGUCCGAGCAGAAGAAGAACCCUCAAGCUGUUCUAGAUGUCCUCAAGUUCUACGACUCCACAGGAAACGGGCGGCAAAAGUACCUCAGCUUCUCUUCAGAUAAGGAUGGAUUUCCCUCUGGUGAACAAUCGCCUGUAAAGAAGACACCAGAGCCUUCAUCUCCAAUCAAAACUGCUGCUGACGAUGAUGAGGAAGAUGAUGACGAGGAGGCGCCACCACCUGUUGUCGCACCCAGACCAGAACACACCAAGAGUAUGUAUACUCGACCAUCUGUAAUUGACCCCCUCCCGCCGCCCGUGACGUCUCCGGAUAGCGAAGUCGCGUCGAAGGCCACAGAUCGACAGAGACCCAAAAAGGGCAAGAUGACAGACGAGGAGAUCAUGGACAAGCUCAGAACUAUAGUCAGCAUUGGAGAUCCAAAAAAGAAGUAUACUCGAUAUGAGAAGAUUGGCCAAGGAGCAUCAGGAACAGUGUUCACUGCCAUAGACGUAGCCACUGGACAGGAGGUGGCGAUCAAACAGAUCAACCUCCAGAAACAGCCCAAGAAAGAGCUGAUUAUCAACGAAAUACUAGUGAUGAAGGAGUUAAAGAAUCCAAACAUUGUCAACUUCUUAGACAGUUUUUUGGUAGGGGAGGAGCUGUUUGUAGUAAUGGAGUAUUUGGCUGGUGGCUCGCUCACAGACGUUGUAACCGAGACGUGCAUGGAUGAGGCUCAGAUCGCAGCAGUGUGCAGAGAGUGUCUGCAAGCUCUGGAAUUUCUGCACGCUAAUCAAGUCAUUCAUCGAGACAUCAAGAGCGACAAUGUGCUGCUUGGAAUGGACGGUUCUGUCAAACUCACGGACUUUGGCUUCUGUGCUCAGAUCACUCCAGAACAGAAUAAGAGAAGCACUAUGGUGGGCACGCCGUAUUGGAUGGCUCCCGAGGUGGUGACCCGCAAGGCCUACGGACCCAAAGUCGAUAUCUGGUCCCUGGGCAUCAUGGCUAUCGAGAUGGUGGAGGGAGAACCACCAUACCUCAACGAGAAUCCACUGAGGGCGCUCUACCUAAUUGCAACCAAUGGAACUCCGGAGCUGCAGAGUCCAGAGAAAUUGUCACCCAUUUUCCGUGAUUUUCUGGGUCGCUGUCUUGAAAUGGAUGUAGAGAAGAGAGGCGGAAGCAAAGAGCUUCUGCAGCAUCCCUUCCUGAAGCUGGCUAAACCUCUUUCAAGUCUCACUCCUCUUAUUUUGGCUGCCAAGGAUGCCAUGAAGAACAACCGUUAGCCUCGCUCCCUGAACAAGCUGUGUCUGCAAAAGCACACACACACACACUCUCUCUCAAAGACUGCUGAACACACUCAAAUCUGUGCCAGGUGUUGGUUUGUGUUUUUACCAGUGUGCCAUCUUGUCCACAUCAUAUCAGUGUUGCCAAAACAAAACUCCAAGCAUUUCAUUUGGGUCUUUGCCUGUUUUUAAAUCUGUUUGGACCGCUGUGGUGUUGAGGGAUGUCAUCCCUGUCCUUCUGCUCUCAUUACACUUGUACUGUGGAUCAUCAGGACUUUAAUCUGUGUUUUAUGACUCUUUCACUCUUCGGCUUCUAAAGACGACACCUUGUAUGUUCCAUGAUAGAUAAAAAGGUUAAAAAUCCAACCAGUAGCGAAUAUCAAGACUGAAAACUGUGUAGCCCACUCAUGCUCCUGGUCCUAAAAGAAGAGCACCUUACAUGCCAACUGCGAUCGGUGACUAGUUUUCGUAGUCACUCGUGCCUUCGUUGUUAUUCCAGCAAACACCUUUAUACUCUGUCUGAAGGGGCAGAUUGAACUUCCUCUUAACCUGAGACAAAACUUUCAUGUGAUGAAAUCGUGUAUGUUGCGUACAUCGAAGAAGAGUAGCAUUUUCAGUUGAUGUAGUUAACCAAAAACAGGAUUCGUAGUUUAGAUGUGUAUGUUUUGUGUAAAUGAACACUCUUUUUGUCGUUUUAGUAACUAACAGUUUGUUACGAAGUAAAUGCAGCUGUCUAAGUCACGAUGUAAGAAUUGAUAACUAUUUUUAUGCUUUUCAGUCACUUGUUUUGCAAGUAAAAGCCGGAUUCCUGCAA
Molecule: messenger RNA, 2755 nt
Organism: Paramisgurnus dabryanus
Lineage: Eukaryota; Metazoa; Chordata; Actinopteri; Cypriniformes; Cobitidae
Gene: pak2b
Product: p21 protein (Cdc42/Rac)-activated kinase 2b
Biological process (GO): protein phosphorylation
Molecular function (GO): protein serine/threonine kinase activity; ATP binding
Source: RefSeq, a predicted model, not a curated record